Messenger RNA from Penicillium brevicompactum, 792 nucleotides. RefSeq lists its product as uncharacterized. The record is from RefSeq and is a predicted model, not a curated record. NCBI's taxonomy places the organism in Eukaryota, Fungi, Ascomycota, Eurotiomycetes, Eurotiales, Aspergillaceae. The coding region runs from base 1 to 792 and encodes 263 amino acids. The transcript has a single exon.
AUGGGCGAAGACACCGAGUCCGCUCUCCGCGGAAUCCAAAUCUUCCUCGACGCCCAAGCCACCCCCGCCGUCGUAGGAACAAGUCUACGCCACGCAGCCUACUGGGUCGCCCUCCGACAAGAAAUCAUCACAGCCUUCUCCAAGCAGCGCCCCUUCCGCCUCCCCCUCGGCCCCUGCGAUCCAUACCGCACCUUCGAGCCCGCAGACGACUACGUCUGGGCCGACAGACUCGUCAUCCACUGCGCCGACGUCCUCCAAUUCUGCUUCGGCUCAGAAGAAGAAUCUCACUCUUACACCCCCUCCCCCGAAUCCCGCAUCACCCGCUACGACACCCUCGUCUCCUUCGAAACCCUCUGGACAGAAAUGGGCCCUUCCUCAUUCAACCCCGUUUACGCACGAGACCCGGAUCCUGCGCGCGGAGAGGUCUUCCCUGAACUCUGGUAUUUGAAUAACUGUCACGUCGCCGGGCUGCAGCAUUUGGAGCUCGCGCGGAUUUUGUUAGCGGUUUAUAAUCCGCGGUUGCCGCGUUUGGGGCCUGGGCAGAGGACUGCGAUGCGGAGUGUUGAUGCGCAGGUUCGGACGAUGGUUUUGAGGCUUUGUGGGAUUGCGAUGUCGAAUUUGCAUAGUCCGCCUGGGUUGGUGACGGCUAGUGCGGCGAUUGGGAUGUGUGGGGAUCGGUUUGUGGAGAAGGUGGAACAGGAGGCGCUGUUUGGGGUUUUGGUUAGGUUGGAGGAUGAGUAUGGGUAUCCUACGCAUAAUAUGCGGACACAGCUGAGGGAAGCUUGGGCGUGA